UGUGUCAGUGGAACAUUUAGAUUGGAUUUUCUAAAGUACACAUGAAUGCAGAUCAUUUCAAAAGAUCGUAUUAAAUUCAAAAAAGCUCCAGGGUCACCAUGAGAAGAUGUUUUUUUAUCUGAUGGAGGCUGCAACCUAACACGCCUCGUGCAGCAUAUCUUGGAGGAGGUUCCGGGUGUGUCAUGCUUUGAUACAAGCAUAAAAACCCUCACAGUUUGGGCUGAUCACGGCAUUCAGCAACACUCAUUCAACCGACAAGAUGACCACUCUCAGUGUUAAGGACAAGGACACAGUCAAAGCCUUCUGGGCUAAAGUGUCUGGAAAUGCGGACGAGAUCGGCGCCGAUGCUGUGGCCAGGAUGCUUGUGGUGUACCCGCAGACCAAGACUUACUUCUCCCACUGGAAGGACCAGAGCCCCAACUCUCCCGCUGUGAGGAAGCACGGAGUGACUGUGAUGUUGGGAGUUGGAGAGGCUGUGGCCAAAAUCGACGACCUGAAAGCAGGUCUUGCAAGCCUCAGUGAGCUGCAUGCCUUCACUCUGCGUGUGGACCCUGCCAACUUCAAGAUUCUCUCCCACUGCAUCCUUGUGGUCAUGGCCACCAUGUUCCCCAACGAAUUCACCCCUGAGGUCCAUGUGUCUCUGGACAAAUUCCUGGCUUCUGUGGCUCUGGCCCUGUCUGAGAAGUACCGAUAAACAGCAGGAGAAGAAG
Molecule: messenger RNA, 710 nt
Organism: Cottoperca gobio
Lineage: Eukaryota; Metazoa; Chordata; Actinopteri; Perciformes; Bovichtidae
Product: hemoglobin embryonic subunit alpha-like
Exons: 3
Coding region: 260-694 (144 amino acids)
Biological process (GO): hydrogen peroxide catabolic process; oxygen transport
Cellular component (GO): hemoglobin complex; haptoglobin-hemoglobin complex; blood microparticle
Molecular function (GO): haptoglobin binding; oxygen binding; peroxidase activity
Source: RefSeq, a predicted model, not a curated record